AUGCAUGUUCGCUCCAUCUUGAAAGAACUGUACUGCUUUGAAGGUGUGAUUGGAAUCUGGGUGGGGGACUGUGCCAAUGUCCGGCCCGUCCCCAGCGACGGGCCGAAAAUCAUCCAGGCGCCUAAGGCGCCCAGUAGCCGUACAGGGCAGGAGAGGCCCACAGCCACCACCCCCAGGAUAGCAACGCAUCCAUCCCGCAGGGGGCCAGUCGGAGGAAUGCGGGGGGAAAGCCCCCCCACCCAAGGUCGACCCGAGGGGGCCGACGGCGACAAGACCACGGACAGAGGCCGAAACCACCCCACACCCAGGCAGGCCGCAGAGGCCCAGGGUCCCCGCACCCAGAGCCCGCCAGCGCCCAAGGGCAGGGCCAGCCCACCACCGGUGGGAGAAGCGCCCCCCCAGACCGCCCACCAGGGAGGCACGGCCAGAUACCCACCACUGCCACCCCCACCGCCCCCCAGAAGCCGACUGCACGCCCCCCAGCCCAGGGAGGGACAGGCGGAGGCCCACGUAGGGCCACCAGCCAAGGGGGCCCCCAGAGACGGAAGAGAGGCAGACUCCCGAGCCGGUCCAGACCCCCCAGGUAGAGGCAGGGCCAGUGGUCCAAGGACCCGCCGUGCCCAACCCCGCGGUGCCCUGGAGAGGGGUCCCCCAACAUCCAGGAGCAUCUGCGCCCGCCGACGACCCCCGCCGGGUAGGCAGACUGCCUCCCACCACAGCACCUUCAGGGAGGUGCGUCAUGAUGAGCCACAACCAUGCCUCCCGGACACCCCCCAGACGGAGCGCAGGGGAUCCGAUCCCCCACGUCCAGCGACGCCUCAUGGCCACCACUGCUGCCCUCACCCAGACCGCCAGUCCCAACACGGCCAGGGGGUGAGCAGGAAUCGAGCGCUCAGGAGUGCACCCACGACCACCCCCCCCACCCCAGCCCACCGGGCCAUAUGCCCCAUUCCCACCCACCCCCGGCCAAGAAGGGAGCAACCCGUCCAGGCCAGGGACACGCCAUGGCAUCCCAUGAGUGCCGCCGGGGCGGAGGACCAGAUACCCCCACACCCGACCAGAAGGCUGUUCUGCAGGGUGGAGGGUCAUACGUCAGCAGAGUCUGAGCCAGAGUGUGAGCUUCUGUCACCCUAG
Solea solea (common sole) is the source of this 1134-nucleotide messenger RNA. RefSeq names its product basic salivary proline-rich protein 1-like. The coding region runs from base 1 to 1134 and encodes 377 amino acids. The transcript has 4 exons. Lineage: Eukaryota; Metazoa; Chordata; Actinopteri; Pleuronectiformes; Soleidae. The record is from RefSeq and is a predicted model, not a curated record.